AAGUCAGGCAGCAUCUGUGGUGAGAGGAGAGUUAACAUUUCAGGUCGAUGACCUUUUAACCAAACCGCAGGGAGAGUUGGGCUGAAUAGUCUUGUUUGUCCAGCAUAAUCUAGCAUAUUCCAAUAUUGAGCAGUCUGUAAACUCUUUGGAACAAAACUAAUGGAUAUACAAACCACACCUUAGAAAAUCAUCAGAACUGUUCUAAACCGUGGCCUUACGUUUCCCGCUUCUGAUUGUGCCGGGUUUUUUUGACGUAGGCCUCGAAACCAUGGCAACCGGCUGGGAGUGGGUCGGGAAGCGACGGCACCAAACCGGAAGUUGGCGUUGGUGAGCCGAGCGCUGUCUCUCUGCCCGAUUCUGCGGCCUUUGCGGUUCAGUUUAGUGAGAAAUGUGACCGGUUGUUUCGGCUCCGGAUUGUGGCUCGAAGGCGCGACCACUGUGCGAGGACUUUUCCUACAGAUUUCUUUCCCUUCUCUGCUGGAAACUCGAGUACGGAUCAAUGGGUUCUGCUUGUUCUCUGGCAUUUUGUCUCAGUGGCCUUUCUUCUUGUGUGAGGCUGGAAUAAUGGCUGCUUUAGGAAGAUUACUGGUGGUUCUAGUCUUCCUGCUAAAUAUCCCUCUCCUACAUGGAAUAGAAUUUGAUCCAUACAAGUUACUAGGAGUUGGAAGAACUGCAACCCAGGCAGAAAUAAAGAAAGCUUAUAAGCAGCUGGCUCGGGAAUGGCACCCUGACAAGAAUAAGGACCCAAAGGCACAAGAUCAAUUCAUUCAGAUUAGCAAGGCAUAUGAGAUUCUUUCAAAUGAAGAGCGAAGGUUGAAUUUUGAUAAAUAUGGAGAUAUUGAUGGGCAGCCAGGAAACCACCAACAACCACAGCACCACUUUCGGAGUUUUCAUAAAUAUGACGGCUUCUUCUUCGAUGAGUCUAUUUUUAACUUCCAGUUUAAUUCUGCCCGUGACUCAUUUGACGAUAAAUACCUCCUACAUUUCUCUCAGUAUAUGAAUGAAGUUGUGCCAGACAGUUAUAAGAAACCUUAUCUCAUCAAAGUGACUUCUGAUUGGUGUUUCAGCUGCAUUCACAUUGAGCCAAUCUGGAAGGAGGUGGUACAGGAACUUGAACCUCUGGGUGUUGGGAUUGGUGUCAUUGAUUCAGGAUAUGAGCGGCACCUGUUAAAUCACCUUGGGGUAUAUCAGCAUCCAGCAAUCGUGGGAGUCAUCAAUGGAAGAGUGUCAUUCUUUAAGAAUGCUGUGGUUCGAGAUAACUUGAGGCAAUUUGUGGAAAACCUUCUGUCAAAUAAGCUUCUGGAUCAGAUAACUGACAAGAAUUAUGUACAAUUUUUGUCUGCAUGGGAGCAAGAUAACAAGCCACAUGCAUUAAUAUUACACCAGAAACCUGUAGUGCCACUGUUGUACAAGUUGACUGCCUUCCAUUUUAAAGAUUAUAUUGCAUUUGGUUAUGUGGAGACUGGUAUAGAAAAGACUGAAGAAAUCCUAACUAACUACAAUAUAAAUAGCUACACAUCUACUAUAAUGAUUUUUAAGGAGAACAUAGAUAAAGCAUCUGAUGUUAUUCAGGCCAAAGGAAUGAAAAAACAAAUAAUAGAUGAAUUAAUUUCUAGCAACAAAUUCUUAUUGGCUCCUCGCCUUACAAACCAAAGACUUUUCAAGGAGUUGUGCCCAGUGAAGCAAUAUCGUCGCCAAAAGAGAUACUGUGUCCUGCUAAUAAUUGGAGAGAAACAUAAGCUGCAAACCCCACACAGCUCUUUUGUUUCCUUUGCCUCUGCGAAUACUAAAGAGUCUCUAAGAUUUGCAUAUGUCUAUCCAGAACGUCAACAAGCAUUUAUUAAUGCCUUACUCCCACCGGCACUGAGAAGUAGUGCUACACCAAACAUUGUGAUUCUACAGCAAAGCACUACUCCAGGGAAAGUGUUCUAUAAAUUGCUUGAAAGUGGAUGGAAUGGGAGCGAGGGAGAUAAAUUCCAACUUUUUACUGAGGUGAAUCAGUUAUUGGAAGUGGGGCACCACACAUUCUUCUCCCAUGAAGCCAUUUUACCUGAAUUAAAUGAUGAAUUUGCGCCAAUCUUCCUCGUCCGCUGGCUGUAUGCCAUGACAGAUUAUGCAUUGCAAAUCUGGGAAUCUGGGUUCACUCAGAACUGGAGGGAAAUGAUGCCUUUGAUUUCUCUGCUUUUUUCUGUGAUUUUCAUUCUGCUUGGGGCAUUCAUCAUUCAAGCUUUUGGUGAACCAACUGAUUUGGAGAGGAGACCUGAACCUGAGAAAAAGGAAGAACCGGCAAUGGCAAAAGUUCAGGAUGUAGCAAAAAAGCAGCAACCCAAUGCCUCCAGGAACUUAAGUAGGUCAUCAGAGCAGGUUUUCGUGGAAGUGACUGAACUGACUUAUGUUAACUAUGCUAGCAACCUUGUGCGGCUCGUUCCUGGAAACAUAAAUGUGCUGGUUGCUGUUACUGAUGCCACAAAGAAUACUUUGAUACAAAGGUUUGCACACGAAGUCUAUCCUGUAACCUGGAAUAAAUCAUUACACUUCUCCUUUUUAAACUUAUCAAAACAUCGCAGGUGGCUGGAAGAUCUGUUGGAAUAUGCCCAGGAUCCUGCUCGAAUUUCCAAUACACAAGAUGAAAAUCAUCACAACCAGAACUAUGCUGGCUAUGUAUUAGCACUAAAUGGCCAUCGGAAAUACUUUUGCCUGUUUAAACCCAAACUCUAUAAUGAAAUUGAGAACCGUGGUGCACUGAAUAGCUCAGAAUCAACACAAGAUGGGACUGAAUCUGAUGGUGCAGCUAAUACAAUGGAAACAGACAACCCAAAUCAACAUCCAUUUAGUUCCAAUCCAUCUAUUAAACAAACCAAGCAACUGCUCAACAGACUUAACCUAUGGAUGGACAGACUGCUCGAAGGGAUUCUGCAACGAUAUUAUGUACCCUUUUGGCCUGAGCUUCACUGAUGUUCUGUAGUCCUGGUAGCAUUUGUGCCGAAUUGCAUCUGAGCCAAUCUUCAUAGUGCAGAAAUACACAGCCCUAUCUCAAUUUUCAAGAAUAUUUUGUCCACUUUGUUUUCUAGCUGUGUAAUGCAACAGAGUCAUGUAAAGUGAAACACAAGAACCAGGCAAAUGAACAGUUAAAAAGCUGUGUUCACACAAACCUUUUUGCCCGAUGAGGAAAAAAAUAAACUCCUUUUAACUUGCACAGCAACCAAUGAGGGAGUUGGUGAGUGAAUGGAUUUUUAAAACA
This is a messenger RNA of Pristis pectinata (smalltooth sawfish), 3241 nucleotides long. It is a transcript of the gene dnajc16, whose product is annotated as DnaJ (Hsp40) homolog, subfamily C, member 16. The record is from RefSeq and is a predicted model, not a curated record. The transcript has 16 exons. NCBI's taxonomy places the organism in Eukaryota, Metazoa, Chordata, Chondrichthyes, Rhinopristiformes, Pristidae. Bases 565 to 2955 code for a protein of 796 amino acids.